AUGCCACCACGACCUUCACCACCCUUGCACGGCACCACUGACGACGACGAGUACGACCCCGUCGCCUUCCAGGCCGACCUCGACCAGUCUGUCCUCGAAACUCGCUCCCUCGUCGCCUCGUGGAUCCCGGCCAACCUCGGCGACGACUGGAACGACGGUGGCUUCUCGGCAAAGCAGGGCAACGACGGCCUCCAGUCGCUCAAGGACCGCGCCAGGCCUCCCAGGCUCGGCCUCGGCGCCCAACCCGCCUCGCUCCACAAGCAGCUCGCCGAGGACCGCAAGAUCGCCUCGCGCCUCCUCCGCGGCCGCAACCUCGCCCUCGGCGACGAGGGCUCCAACGUCGCGCCCACCACCACCUCCGCGACGGGCGCACCGGGCGGCGAUGACGGCGCGAGCAGCAGCAGCGAUGACGACGAGGACAGUCGCUCGCGCGCCGUCGGCAAGGGCAAGGCCCGCGCACCCCCCGCGUCGAGCAACCCGUUCGUCCUGCCCUCGACCUCGACUGCGACCUCGAACAAGCUCAAGUCGAACGGCACACCGCACAAGGCGCCCCGACCGCUCUUCAACGACCCGUCGCCCGCUAAACCCUCCCCUUCCACCUCGACCUCGACCUCGGCCGGCAGCCUCAUGACCCCAAUCGCCGCCUCGUCCUCCUUCUACACCCCGCCCGCGAUCACCGCCUCGACCUCGGCACCGAGCGGCGCAGCCGGCCUCACCAAGAACCAGCGCAAAAAGGAGCGCGAGCGGCUCAAGCGCGACGAGGAGCGGCGCCGGCGCGAGGACGAGAGCCGCUCGGCGACACUCGCCGAGUUGAGCGGCGUCGAGGGUUCAGGUGCGGCGCAGGGCAAGAAGCGGGCGCGAGGGGAGGACGAGAUCGAGCCGGUGGGCGAGGACGAGGACGGGGCAGGCCUGGACGAGGAGGACGAGGCGCGGUCGCGGCCUGCGAGCCCGGCCAAGGCGCACGGCGCAGCAGCGGCAGCAGGCGAGGGCGGUGACGCGAGCCCGAAGAAGCGGCGCAAGAAGAAGAAGCGCAAGGGCGGCGAGGGUGCGGGCGCGGGAGCAGCAGGCGAGGGUGCGACGGCGCCGCCGCUGCUCAACCUCGCGCCGAUCGAGGCGUAG
Molecule: messenger RNA, 1119 nt
Organism: Rhodotorula graminis WP1
Lineage: Eukaryota; Fungi; Basidiomycota; Microbotryomycetes; Sporidiobolales; Sporidiobolaceae
Exons: 2
Coding region: 1-1119 (372 amino acids)
Source: RefSeq, a predicted model, not a curated record